CGACAGCCCGCCAUAUCCAUAUCCAUAUCCUUUACAUCACACAUCCCACCCACCCACCACCAUCACCGGAGAUUCUCACUUCGAGAUCGACAAACCCACCAAAAUGUCCGAAACCUCCUUCGCCAAAGCCUUCCUCUCCGCGCUCGACUCCCGCCCCAUCAAGCUCCGAGCAGACUAUGUCCUCGACGACGAGCAAGUCGGGGCUCGUGUCCCUUACCUCCUCCCCCGCCUCCCCGCCCCCCACCCAAGCAUGACCAAAAAAGCCCCCCGCCCCCUCGCCCCGGGCUCCUCGAAAUCGAUAACCGUAACGCUCAAAUCCGCACGAAACCCCGUUUUGGAAUUCUCGCUCCCGAACGCCCCGCUCGCGACAACCAGCAUGCAGGACCUGAAAGACGCCGUCAGGGAGCGGAUCGCCGACGCCCAGGACGGCGCGAAGGAGGUGGCGGUCGACAAGAUCAAGAUUCUGUAUAAGCGGAAGCCGGUGGUUGGGGGGAAGACGGUCGCGGAGGUGUUGGGCGAUGAGCCAGGUUUGCUGGUGGGGGGGAAGGAGGUGGAGUUUGGGGUGAUGGUUAUGGGGGGCGCGGUUGCGAAGGUGAAUCAGGAGGGAGGAGAGGCUGCUGCGGGGGGCUCUGGGUCUGGGCCAUCGUCGUCGCCGACACCGAAGCCGGCGGUUGGGCCGAGUGGGGAGGAGGUGUUGCGGACGGAGGCGUUCUGGGAUGAUUUGCAGGGGUUUUUGGAGCAGAGAGUUAAGGAUUAUGACGAGGCGAGGAGGUUGAGGGGGGUGUUUAAGAGUGCGUGGGGGGGGAGUACGGUUUAGGAGCUAGCUAUCUCAGGUCUGAAGUCUAAGGUCUAAGUUCUAAGGCUGGGUGGGGGAUUUGUGGUGGAGGGG
This is a messenger RNA of Aspergillus heteromorphus CBS 117.55, 889 nucleotides long. RefSeq lists its product as uncharacterized. Bases 104 to 817 code for a protein of 237 amino acids. NCBI's taxonomy places the organism in Eukaryota, Fungi, Ascomycota, Eurotiomycetes, Eurotiales, Aspergillaceae. The transcript has 2 exons. The record is from RefSeq and is a predicted model, not a curated record.